Messenger RNA from Dalotia coriaria, 3846 nucleotides. RefSeq names its product dentin sialophosphoprotein-like. The transcript has 6 exons. The record is from RefSeq and is a predicted model, not a curated record. The coding region runs from base 148 to 2385 and encodes 745 amino acids. NCBI's taxonomy places the organism in Eukaryota, Metazoa, Arthropoda, Insecta, Coleoptera, Staphylinidae. Gene Ontology annotation, molecular function: GTP binding; GTPase activity; calcium channel regulator activity. Gene Ontology annotation, cellular component: plasma membrane.
GUGCGUUACGGUGCGCAUCGACCGGUGAGUUCUUCACUUACGAUAAUUUAUCAUAGACAUUUAUUUGUGGCUUAUCUUUAUCGCGCGUAUAAUUAACUAAACUAUCGCAAAUUGAUUGUGCGCUUGUUGUUGUUGCUGUUAGAAGCCAUGAAAGUCAACAAGUCAACGGGAAGUUUCUCGCGAAACGGAUCGUUGCGUUCGCGCCGAUAUACAACUUCAGCGGCGAACGCAUCAUAUUCAUCGUUGCCAAGUCCGUUGCCGCCAAAGAGUCCUACAAUUAAUUACCAAUGUACUGUUGAUCCGCCAGAACAAGCGCACAGUUACUAUAAAAAAUCGCCAACUUCACCGAAUUGUUAUCCGCGUUCGCCGCGGUCGCCGGCGGCUUACAUGGCACAAUCAUCUUCGCAAAAGUCACGCUCGCCGUCGGCGCAAAGCGAUCGUCACGUUUCGACUGGCUUCGGGCAAAAAUCACCCAGUGGACAAUUGUCACAUCAUUCGACAUCGUCCGAUCAUUGCGUUUUUGAUUUUGUCGCACAAAAGUCGCCAAUACUCACACCGAAAUCACCGCGUUCACCGCGUAACAUACACUAUGAGUCCGGAGACUCACCAGCUGGUUCACCACCGCAUACUUCAUCCGCGUCGAGUGGGAAUUAUUUCAAUUUCAAUCUGCAAUCACCGCCCAAGGCGAAGCUCAGCAACGCGUCGAGCCCAGCAUCGAGCAAAGCAUUCCACACACGCCAGCAGUACCAAUCAACCAAAACGGAUUCAUCCAACUCGACAAAAUCUAGUCUGGAAUACGCAUCGACGAAAAAGCACCCGAAUGGCGAUUACCAAGAUAUUGAAUAUAAAGUAUGCAAUUCAAUCGACUCGGAUUCACAGCCGAGCAGUUCGGUAGAUUUUCCCACGUGCGUUGGGUACAGAUACAAUUCGGAACGUCGCAACGCCAGGCACCCGAUGCUGAAAGAGAACAUCAGUACCAGUGGCAGCACAGUCACAGCCGGCGGUAGCAACAGCAUCACCAGCGGCAACAGUAAACCAACUAAGCCCAAAUGUAACAUCCGCACGAAUCCGGGAUAUGACGAGCGCUACUCCUCGAGCAAAUCCAUCAACGAGUACAACAAGAAGAGCAAGAAAGCGCACAAGUCCUUCGAGAUAUGCAGGAAGUCCACCAGCGACCUCACCGACCUAACCGACGAGGCCGCCAACACCACGAUGACAUCGUUAAGUCGGCCCAGCUCGCCGCGACGCAAGGGAUCGGUAAAGAGCGGUUUGGCCUACUUGGCGUCGCGGCGCGGUUCACGCGAUUCUGUCGCCUCCAACAUGUCCAAUGUAUCCAACGAAGACAUCGGACCUUUGAACUUUCAAAAUACUGCGCGUGGACGUCAAAGAAGGACUUCAAACUUUUUGGAAUUACCAGUUCCAGAUCAUAUCAGACCAAGAGUAUGCUCGUUGCCGGAGAAAGCAUACAAUCCCAGAUUUAGUGAUGACUUAUACCGAUUGCGGACGUUCAGCAUAACGAAUAAGGGUGGAGUCGUCAACUGUGGAGAUUCGAUUAUUAAUCGACGGUCGAAAUCGAAUACGAGUGUUAAUUCUACUACAAGCAGGGCAAGUAAUGUCUCAGGUGAGAGAUCUCCGUUUGAAGGCUCCUGCUGUGGCUCCGGCUAUCACACCGUCGACUCCACGCCGCUGGGCUCCCCUGAAGAAUUCGAAGUUCCUAAAUAUCGCGUUGUGAUGCUGGGCGACUCAGGCGUCGGCAAAACCGCGCUCGUGUCUCAGUUUAUGACAUCCGAAUAUAUGAAUACGUACGAUGCCAGUUUAGAUGAUGAGUUUGGCGAGCGUACCGUUUCCAUAUUGCUUGACGGCGAAGAAUCCGAGAUGAUAUUCAUCGAUCAUCCAUCGGCAGAAAUGUCUGUAGAAAAUUCGCUCAGCACCUACGAACCACAUGCGUGCGUCGUUGUGUAUUCGAUAGUGGCUCGACCGAGCUUUCACCAUGCGGAAGACACACUGAAUUAUUUGUGGCGUGAAGGAUACACGCAGGACAAGAGUGUGAUCGUCGUGGGAAACAAGGCCGAUCUUGCACGCUCGAGGAUGAUCUCCGCCAAUGAUGGCAAAUCCCUUGCCGUCUCUCGAGAAUGUAAAUUCAUUGAGACGUCAAGUGGUAUUCAGCACAACGUCGACGAACUGCUCGUUGGCAUCCUGAAGCAAAUUCGACUACGCGAGACGCGCGAUAAGAAGAAAGCCACCGGGAGCAAAAAAGAGCAGCACAAUAAGCUGCAUGGCUCCAAGACUAGCCUCAGUCUGAAUAUCGCGCGUGAAAUACUGCAGAAAAUUUGCCUGAACGACAUUAGCAAAUCCAAGUCCUGCGAGAAUUUGCAUGUGCUCUAAACUGUCAACUGCGAUGAGACCACUACUGUUGGGCUCGGAUGUCAUAAAGCAUUUCCUUGUGAUAUUAAUUACUAAUGAUUAUAUUGAAUACAAAAGAAUCUUCCCCGUACUUGCAUUAAAUCUAGUCUAGAAAUGUGUAUACUUGAUUUGACCGCUGUAAAGUCAAUAACAUGAUGUUAUCAGUAUCAUAACUUUUUAAAAAUGUUCGAUGUACGUACGUUUCCUCUUUUUAAACGUAUUAUUGUUGAUUUUAAGCCAGAGACUUCUAGACUUCGACAUUUUAAAGAAAUCAUCAUUGUGACUAAAAAUCAAAAUGAUUUUCAUACACAUUUUUUUAAUUUUCUACAAUUUUUUUUUAUAUUAACUCAAGAAUCUAUUUUUAAUUUGUUUAUUAUAAAUGUACCUUUAGAAUUACGAUAUUGUAAGCAUACCAUUGGUUAUAUGUUAAAAUAAGUUCCAUUCUGGGAUAUUCCAUAUACCAAUUAUUAUCUGUUACUUGAAUUGUCGUUGUUUGUCGUUUUACAUUGCUUGCUGGAAAUUCCCAGGACGUACAUUUCAAGUUAAAUACAAAGGUAGCGGCUGCAAAGUUGGCCAAUGCCUUGAAAAAUGUAGUUGACGAGGCCUAAAAUACCUAGUAGCAGGACAUUUCUUCCAAAGAACGUACAUAUUACGUGGAAGAUAACUGCCCUUGCAAAUAUAUAAUUGACAUGUAAAACGUAAUUAAGUGCAAACGUUUAUAAAACAUACCAACAUAAGCACAUUCAGCUUCUUCAAAUUGAAGAUAUUUACUAAUGUUCUUAAGUUAUGUAACUAUCGUAUUUUAUAGCUUUAUUACUUCCGAACUAAUGUACAGAUGACUAUGACUGAUUUUACUAUUCAUUUUUUAUAAUCUUCUUACUGUUGUAAACGGACAGAUGUUUACAUUUGUAUUCUGUGUUCAGGUUUAAUACUAUUUAUAACUUCAUAUUAUUGAAUAUUUCUCUACCUAUCAAAGGAAAGCAAUUUUUAACAUUGAGGAAAGCUUUGAAGGAAACUUAAGGAAUCGUUUCCAACAUAGAGCGAAUACAAAAAUAAAGUAGAAAAAUAAGCGGCACAAUAAGUAAUCAAAUUCAAUUGGCGUGAAUAAUAUAAUAAUUAUAGUUGUAGGAAUAACAACGUAGUAAUAAAUGAAAUGUACAUUUAUAUAUUUUCAGAACCGAAAACUAAUUUACGAAGUUACAAAGAGUAAUCAAAUUCUACUUAAUCUAUACAUAUCUUAUCUUAUAUUCUGCAAAAUAUUUAAUAUAAAACAAUAUAAACAGCUAAGAAAUAUCUUAUAUAUUUAUCUACAAUUUCUACUGUGACAAUCAAUAAGUAAAUUGUAAGUGUAAUUAAAAUAAUGGCAAGUCAACAACAGAGCAAAAUAUAUUGUAUUGAAAUAACUAUCAUACCUGUAAUGGAAAUUAUAUGAUCCUAAGAGCA